UGCUCUCCUUCUGAGACAAUGGACAGCGAGGUGCAGAGGGAUGGCAGGAUCCUGGAUUUGAUCGAUGAUGCCUGGAGGGAAGAUAAAUUGCCGUAUGAGGACGUGGCUAUCCCUCUGAACGAGCUCCCUGAACCAGAGCAAGACAACGGAGGCACCACCGAGUCUGUGAAAGAGCAAGAAAUGAAAUGGACAGAUCUGGCUCUCCAGUACCUCCAUGAAAACGUCCCACCCACAGGAAACUAGUGACUCAGUGAGAAUUCGUGCAGCAGGUGCAUGAGUGCAACAUAAACAUGUUUUCCAGCUGACCAUCACUGCCCUAAGCUGCUCCAAGGAGGAAACAUUUCAGAAACUCUCAGGUUCCAGCAGUGGGUCUGCUCCCAGUGACCAGUUUAAAACACUUC
This is a messenger RNA of Acanthisitta chloris (rifleman), 401 nucleotides long. It is a transcript of the gene ANAPC13, whose product is annotated as anaphase promoting complex subunit 13. The transcript is spliced from 2 exons. Gene Ontology annotation, cellular component: anaphase-promoting complex. Lineage: Eukaryota; Metazoa; Chordata; Aves; Passeriformes; Acanthisittidae. Gene Ontology annotation, biological process: protein K11-linked ubiquitination. Bases 19 to 243 code for a protein of 74 amino acids. The record is from RefSeq and is a predicted model, not a curated record.